Messenger RNA from Chelmon rostratus (copperband butterflyfish), 3268 nucleotides. RefSeq names its product MDM2 binding protein. Bases 87 to 2756 code for a protein of 889 amino acids. Lineage: Eukaryota; Metazoa; Chordata; Actinopteri; Chaetodontiformes; Chaetodontidae. Gene Ontology annotation, cellular component: kinetochore. The record is from RefSeq and is a predicted model, not a curated record. The transcript is spliced from 23 exons. Gene Ontology annotation, biological process: regulation of protein ubiquitination; protein localization to kinetochore; traversing start control point of mitotic cell cycle.
AGUGCGCGAAAAGAUUGUUGUUCACGUUUGACCGAUACUUAACUCCAAGAAAACAUUAACCGUGAAUUUGCGAAUGUUUACACGUUAUGGACCGAUACGUGUUGGUUAUAUCAUUAUGCCCAACUGAUGACGGCCUGGCGGAGGACUGUAAAUGUCUGGAGCCAGUAAAGCAGAUAUAUAACAGACUUGUGGACAUCUCGACUCAGGAAUCAGUGAGAGGGAUCUCUGUGUUUCCAGCUUGUUCUCUCAGUGGCAGCCCAUCGUUUCAGAGGUGGUACUUUGCUGUUCAGGCAUGCCACGGUGCAACACAGUUUUGCAGCUCAGACUGGCAAGAGUUGGGGACAAGCCAUCAGAAAACUGACAGUGAGGAGGAGAAGUCUUCUGCUGUGGAGUCAUGUCUCAGUUCACUGAGUAACCAGGAGGUGCCUGACCAAAAGGCUGACCAGCCAGCACUGUCAGAGGUGUUAGAGGAGGCUGCGGAAGGACUGCAUCUGCUGUCAGACAAGCUGCCACCUCCAGGUAAAGCCUUGCUGGAUGUGCUGGUGUUGGGCUGUGCAGAGCAGUCCCCUCCUAUCAAAGACCUGCUGCCUCUGCUGGGAGCCCUCAAACACAUGUCCUGCUGGCAUGCUGCAAAGACCACUGUAGUCACACAGCACAUCACAGGGUGGCAGAAAGCAGCGUCCUACCUGAGCGCCAGUCUGGUGGAGCCUGCUGACAAAGACAGCUGUAUUGACCAUAGAGAAGUGUGGAGAGGUGGCCUGGCUAUCAGAGAGAAGAAGAAUGUGUCAGAGCUCCGUUUCGAUGGCUUUUCUCUGCGCUCUCUAGUGCAUCAGAUAUCGGGGUCCAGUCUCUUGCAAGCUCCCUACACCACUACAGACCACAAACUACAAUCUGAGGUCUUCCAUUACUACACACCAGUUUUAGAUUUGGUCCAGCUGGUUAAUGUCUCAGACCUACCUGGCUUUCUGAGGUCCGGAACCCAGUUUGAACUCAGCCUGUCUGGGAAGUCAAUGAAAGCUAAACUUCUGUUGGACCAGCUGAAGUCACUGCAUGGAAAGGUUGGAGCGUUGUUCAGCCUCUCCUGUAUAAUAACCCCUAUCGCCCAGCUUGCAGCCAGUCAGCUCAGCUCCCAGCGCUGGAGGGAGUCUAUAGCCAGGAGACCAAAGUCCUUACCUGUGCCUGAUGUAGAGGUGAAAGGGGAGAGCGCUCACUACUUCCUGUUGGUCCAGGGCUCAGAGGAUGUUGGGUGUGGUACCUGCAAGGUCAGGAUGUUGCACUCAGACAAUCAAAUCAAUGGAGCGGCUGCCAUGGCAACCAUCUCUGGUUUGCUGAGAGAGAAGUCUCUGUCGUUACCAGAAGGAGCUGUGAGCAGCAUCAUCUGCCCUCUGCCCUGUCUCCAGGGAGACAGCCUGCUGAAGAGAGAGAGGAAGGUGACCCAGGUCCAGAUGCUGGUGCUCAAAGAAUAUCUCAGACGGAAACAAGAAGCAUCGACCUCGAUACCUGUAAAUGACUUGAUGGUCAUUCUGAGUGUGGCCAGGGAGCAGUAUCUGAAAAUGAUUGACUCCCCUCUGCCCUCUGCUGCCACCUGUCUGACAGACAGGCAGGAGAGCACGGCUGCCAAGAACUCUGGUUUUCAGACGGUUUCCCAGCUGCAGGCUGACUGGCCUGAGAGGAGUGUCCUCCACAACAUAGAGAACCUGCAGAGGAGACGACAGAAGAGGAGAUUUGGUCUUUUAGGUCCAGGCUCCAGUGAUGGUCUGCUGGGUCCUAAAGACAGUCAGAAGGGCUCGUCUGCUUUACUGGAUGCCAGAGAAUUUCUAAAACACUUCACAUCUGAUGGCCUGCCCACUGGGGAGCUACAGCCACUGGCUAUCAACAGAGGUAAUAAUGUGUUUCAGUUGUCACCAGACCUCUCUCCCAGGAAAGUCAGCCAGAUGCCCUUCAACAAAGCCUCAGCAUCACAUUACCAUGGCAUAGAUUCAAUUUGUUCAUCUAGGUUCUGCCUGGACAAUCAGCGGUCCUUGGACCGGGACCAGGCCUUUGUAAAACUCCAGUCCCGUCUGAUUCGGUACGAGACCCAAACCACCUGCUCCAAAGAGCCCUGUGCCCUCCCUUUUGCCCUCAGCCCCGCCCCCUCCCCUGCCGUGAUGUCAGAACCAGGAAGUGUGCCUGACGGAGAGACUCUGCAGAACGCUGAUGUGGCGCGACUCAAGCGCAGGUCGUGGGACACAGACAUUAUUGGAGGUUAUCCUCGCAAGAGGCUGGUGAAGUCAGAGAGCAGUGACUCCCUCUGUUCUCAGAGCAGCGGCAGCAGUGGGACACACCCUGCCCUUAGGUCUCUACGACAACAGCCGAGCAGAUCCCAGUCCACCUCCUCGACCAAUAGUCCGUCUUCCACUUCAGCAGGAAGACAUACAUCCUCAGGUUUGGUGACUCUUCCCUCUGCAGACAAACCUAAACCUCAGCAGCAGAAGACACAACAUGGACAAACAGAGGACAAAACUGCCAAAGAGUCCCGCUCCCAGAAACACAACAGAAUGCUGCUGGAGGUUGUAGCUAAAACACUCAAACAGCACGGGAUCACUGCCGAGCACGAGUGCUUUGAGGCCUGCAGCAAAAGACUGUUUGAUAUCUCGAAAUUCUAUCUCAAGGAUCUAAAGACGUCUCGGGGGCUCCAUGAUGAGAUGAAGAAGGCGGCCACCAGCAAUGUCAAACAGGUCAUUGACUGGGUGCUGGAGAAGACCUCAAAGAAGUAAAGACGAUCUUGAAGAAUAAGCGUAAAAAACAUCUCCAUGAUAUGUGAUUUCGUUUCAUAGGGAGGGUUCCACCUUAAAAAAAACACAGCAAGGCCUUGCAUCACAUUUCCACACAAUUGUUUUUCUUUUUAAGCCGUCCUGAUUAGUUUUAAACUGUUACAUUAAGCCUGUUUUAAUGAACUUAAUCCUUUAUUUAUUUUUUCCAAUUCUUUCACUAAGGCGAUCACAAAACAACAUCAUUUUUUCACAUGUAUUAUGUUUUUAUUUUUUGGACUUUGUGUCUAUUCUGAUACCCUCCCGCUGCUCCAGAGCCCUGCAGCGAGUACACUCUGCUCUGGCUGCAGUCACUGAGAGGCCACGAGGGCUUCAUGUUGGCUUCAGGUUUCAGCCGUCUUUUCUUUGUAACUACUUUCAAAUGAGAUUUUAAAUCCUUUCCCACUUUUUGUUUCCAAACACUAAUAAUUUUAUGGCUUUAUAAAUGUACAUAUUUUAUCUUUAUCACAUUUUACCGU